Molecule: messenger RNA, 1814 nt
Organism: Bolinopsis microptera
Lineage: Eukaryota; Metazoa; Ctenophora; Tentaculata; Lobata; Bolinopsidae
Product: serine/threonine-protein kinase Nek7-like
Exons: 9
Coding region: 7-909 (300 amino acids)
Biological process (GO): peptidyl-serine phosphorylation
Molecular function (GO): ATP binding; protein serine/threonine kinase activity
Source: RefSeq, a predicted model, not a curated record
AAGAGCAUGGACACAAGAGUUCAACAGCAGCGUGCAAUGCCUCCCCCAGCAGCUUCUCUAAAGAAAGAGCCCCCACAAAUUUUGUAUGGGAAACUCUCCAACUUCAUUGUAGACAAAAAGGUUGGUAAAGGGCAGUUUAGUGAGGUCUAUAAAGCCAGACUUCACAUUGAUAUGUCCAUCGUUGCUCUCAAGAAAGUGCAGAUAUACGAAAUGAUGGAUGCUAAAGCUAGGAACGAUUGUAUCAAAGAGAUCGAUCUUCUAAAGCAAUUGAAUCAUCCUAACGUUAUCAAGUACCUGGCUUCCUUCAUUGAGGAUAACGAGCUAAACAUAGUGUUGGAGUUAGCAGAUGCUGGUGAUCUAUCUCGAAUGAUUCGUCACUUUAAGAAAGGGGGAAAGUUGAUUCCUGAACGAACAAUCUGGAAAUAUUUUGUACAGUUGACCAGUGCUGUGGAGCACAUGCAUUCAAGACGUAUCAUGCACAGAGAUAUAAAACCAUCCAAUGUGUUCAUAACAGCUGCGGGCGUGGUUAAGCUCGGAGAUUUGGGAUUGGGCCGAUAUUUCAGUUCAAAAACUCAAGCUGCCCACUCCCUUGUCGGAACACCGUACUACAUGUCACCAGAAAGAAUCCACGAAAACGGGUACAACUUCAAAUCUGACACCUGGUCCCUUGGGUGCCUGCUCUACGAAAUGGCUGCCCUGCAAUCACCUUUUUACGGUGACAAGAUGAACCUUUACUCCUUGUGCCAAAAGAUUGAAAAGUGUGACUACCCUCCCCUGCCCUCCGAACACUACUCCAAAGAGCUUCGUGACUUGGUGGACAUUUGCAUAAACCCUGACCCGGAAAAACGACCAGAUAUUCAGUAUGUUCACGAGGUGGCUAAAAAGAUGCACGCUGCUUCCCUCCACUGAGUUUGAUUUCCUGAAAGUAGAUACCCCUGUCAGCUCUGAUUCGUUCUUCUUCGUCGUCCACUUAUUCUAGUAUGCCACUGUAAAAUUUUGCUGAAAUAAGCACACUGGUCUUGACAUGUGAUCAUAUUUUGUGUAUUUGUUGAUCAGGUUUAAAAUCUCGACUGCCAAAAUAACUAGAAUUGGGGCUGAAAGGGUUAUCAGGACUUCCGUGUCAGUAAGUCGAGGAAUUAUUUAUUAACUAAAAGAUUUCGUUUUGUUUUGAGUUUAUGCGAUAGCUUGUCAGUUUUAAGGCCCGUGUGGCUAGGCCCAAAUGAGCUGUCAUUGAUAAAUCUGAUUUUUAUUUUGAGCAUGGCAGCCCGCAGUAUUUUAUAAUUAACGACAUCGGUAUCAUCUUUUCCACGAAGCGUUGUUUAUCUUGCUGUGCAAUUUGCUCAAGUUUUUGCACCAUUUAGUUCUAAUUAGAUACAUUAGACUGUUUACCAUCUUAUGUGUUUUCGUUUAAGUUUUCGUGUUAUCUUUUUACAGUAUGUAAAUAGCAGGUAGAUAUUAUAUAAAACGUAGUCAUUUCUUUAUAAAUUACAAACGAUGUUGGCUUUUUGGUAUCAAAGAUAUAAUCGUAACUUUUUAAAAGUUUACAAGUACAGUAAAAUCAGAAAUACAGUUUACCGUUUACAGUUUUUUAGAUAAGAAAUUUUUUCAGAUUAGAAAUUGAGUAUUUAUUUUUGAAAUCACCCCUUUAGAAUAUAGAAAGAGUAUAGAUCAGUGCAUUCUUCAAAAAAUACAAAUAUAGGUGACUAUAUUUUGACUAAAAUUGUUUAUCUCGUAAGAUACAUGAUAAAUUUAUCAAUGAGAUUAGUCGUUAUUAAUGAGAUUGUCGAUUUAAAAAAAGCCGCAUUUUAUUUCCU